GCAUUGCAUUUGCUAGUAAAUAAAAAUGGCAGAAGUAGAACAAAAGGAACGAGAGAUAAAAAAUGCACCUAGCUUUUUAAAAGCAAACAUCUGGGAACAUUUUGGCUUUUAUGAAAAAAGUGGGAAGCACAAAUUGGACAAGUCAUACGCUGUGUGUAAAAUCUGUCACACAAAAAUUAAAUAUCUAGGGAAUACUACUAAUCUGAGAAACCACGUCAGCCGUUUUCACCCAGAAAUGCUAAAACCUACCACCACCACCACCACCAAGGAAAUGAACCCAGAUCAGCCAAAAAUUGAUGCAAUGUUACAGUCAACUUUUCCGCCCAACUCUGAAAAGGUAAAGAGAAUAACAAAAGCUGUGGCAGCUUUCAUAGCGAAGGACCUGCGCCCUUACUCUGUUGUGGAAAACAGUGGGUUUCGCUACCUUUUGAAGACGAUAGAGCCGCGUUACAAGAUCCCGUCACGAAGUCACUUUACAGAAAACGUCAUACCUGCACUCUACCACGAAACCAAAGCUAAGAUAAUUGCAUCAAUGAGCCAAGCAAGUCGAGUCGCAAUAACGUGUGAUUCCUGGACUUCAGUCACGACAGAGUCUUAUGUUACAAUAACAGCACAUUAUGUUAGUAAGGACUGGCAGAUUUUGUCGCAUGUACUGCAAACGAGAGCCAUUUAUGAGUCUCACACGGGUGCUCAUCUGGCAGAGCUACUUUCUCAUGUUGUGGAAGAAUGGCAGCUGUCCGAUAAAUCUGUAGUGCUUGUGACCGACAACGCGUCAAACAUGAUAGUUGCAGCUCAAGUUGGAAAAUUCCCCCAUGUGAAAUGCUUCGCCCAUACACUGAAUCUUGCAUCCCAGCGAGCGUUGAAAGUGGCCACUCUCUCUAGGCUUCUUGGCAGAGUACGUCGGAUAUCCACAUUCUUUCACCGCAGCACUAGAGCAAGCCACUGUCUAAAAGAGAAACAGAAAUGUCUUGGCUUGAAGAAUCAUAAGCUGAUAACUGAUGUGGCAACAAGAUGGAACAGUGCAUACGACAUGGUCGAGAGGUUCUUGGAACAACAACCUGCAGUCUGUGCCACCUUGCUGUCUCCAGAAGUCAGAAGAGGAGAGUCCGAUCUCUGCACUCUAAACGAAACAGAUGUGUCAAAUGCAGAGGACGCCGUGAGUGCAUUAAAGCCAAUGAAGGAUGCAACCAUGCUGAUGUCAGAAGAGCGCAAUCCAACAGUUUCUCUCAUUGCCCCUAUAAAUGCACAACUUCUCCAGAGCAUGACAGACACGAUGGGAGACACACCCAUGAUCCAUGAGAUCAAGAAUUCUAUUAGAACAGAUCUCCAGAAGAGGUACAGCAGUGAGGCCGAGAAGAAGAUCCUUCAUACAGCCUCUGCACUGGAUCCUCGCUUUAAGGGACUGCCUUUCAUCCUCACAGAUGAAGAAAGAUUGGAGAUAUUUAAAGGAGUCACUGAGGAAGCUGCAUCCUUGGAGAUUACAUCAGAUGAGAGUGAGAGGACACAAGAGGAUCAUCAAGUGCCUAGAAGAAAACGAACUCUGGAAGAAGAGGACAGUUCACCCAUCGAAGACAACCAUUCUCCAUCUCCACCAUCUCCUCCCAAAAAGGCCAGAUCGCUGCUCGUGAGUUUGCUGGGACAGUCUUUCACUGACACUGAAGGUACAAUAGAACCCAAAAAGACCCCCUAUGCCAAGGCUGAAGAGGAAAUGGAAAACUAUUGUAAAGCCCCACCUCUGCCUCUCACUGAGGACCCUUUGAACUGGUGGCGUGAGCAUGAGGUCAUAUUUCCCCUCCUUUCUCGGCUGUCAAAGCAAUACUUGUGUAUCCCAGGUACAAGCGUGUCUGCAGAGCGGGUUUUCUCCACUGCAGGAGAUGUGGUAACUGCAAAAAGAAGCGCCCUCAAACCAGACCAUGUAGAUCAAUUGGUGUUCUUACAGAAAAAUCUACAUGUUCCCAAAUGCUGAGCAGUGUUUUUAAUUUUAUAGAUUUUGUUUAUAGCAUUGUCUCUGCCACUGAAAUUUUUUAUUUCUCUGUCUCCCCUG
Messenger RNA from Rana temporaria (common frog), 2044 nucleotides. Its product is annotated as E3 SUMO-protein ligase ZBED1-like. Bases 26 to 1966 code for a protein of 646 amino acids. Gene Ontology annotation, molecular function: protein dimerization activity; DNA binding. The transcript has 2 exons. Lineage: Eukaryota; Metazoa; Chordata; Amphibia; Anura; Ranidae. The record is from RefSeq and is a predicted model, not a curated record.